Molecule: messenger RNA, 1367 nt
Organism: Pogonomyrmex barbatus (red harvester ant)
Lineage: Eukaryota; Metazoa; Arthropoda; Insecta; Hymenoptera; Formicidae
Source: RefSeq, a predicted model, not a curated record
UAUAUUGCAUUUAAAAUGAGACGUAUGUGUGUUUGAGAUUUGACGAAAGCGAGAAAAAAGAUUUUAGAAUGGUCUAGUGCGGCGAUAAGCGACAGGUUUUCGGGUCGAUAAGUCAAGUUGAAUUGUGUUCUAUUUUAGUCACGAAAUUACUAUAAAUACCAUAGGUUUGAUUUUGAUCGAGGAUUCAGUCGGGUCUGAGAGAAAGCAAAAGACAGACGUAUAUUCGUCGCACUAAAGUGAUCGUUGGAUCGCCAAGUGUUUAUCUUAAGAUAUAUAUAUAUAUAUAUAUAUAUAUAAUGUGUAAAGAAUAAAUAAAGAAUAAAUUAAACUGAGAUUACUCAAUACAUAAAGAUGAUGACUAAAUGUAAUUAAAACGUAGCAAAAAAAUAAUAAUUAUAGGUAGAAUAUAAUAACAAUGCCUCAUACAACUUGUUAUCAUUGUUUGGAUACGAUCUUGCGUGCUAUUCCUAACCUCAACACGAAAGCUUUCGCUUUUCGCUUUUCUCCAUGCGAAAGUAGAUGAAGCAAAAAAAGAGGUUAAAGCACUCAGAACUUUGUACAGAUUCGUGAGGAAAAAAAAACAGAUGCAAGAUGUUAGCUGGUACACAUAACAAUAAGAACAAGAAUACCAAAGAUCAUGAGGAAUGUGAAAAUCACAAGAAUUGUGAGGACUAUUUUGUCACAGACUCGGUCCACGAGAGAUUUCGACGGACAUAUGUUCGUUGUGAUGAUUGUAAACAGAAUAUUUUGGGGAAUGAGACUGCCAUAAGAAAGCACUUUAAUGAUUCACAUCCCUCAGACAAACACUGUCACUAUUGCAAAGGUAAAGUGUUUAUAUAUAGAAAAGUUACGACGAUGGACGAUGAGGAGUCAUCAGAGAGCUUCGUGUAUCACAAAUGCAAACACAAUGAACCACUCGAGGAAAACACAUCAGACAAACCAAUAAGAAAUACUCAGCAGAUCAUCAGUUUUUUGACAUCUAUUAAUUUAUUAUUAUAUACAAUACACUGCGUUUUUUGAUCAAUAAUCAAUGACAAAAAGUAUUCGAUUUUUAAGCCUCCAAUCUGUAUAUCUUACUAUUUAUAAGUGAUUAUGACUCUCUAUUCCAUUAGACUUUAAAUAAGGAAUUGAUAUUAAUUGAUAUUAAUUAUAUAUAUUCUAUAAACAUAAAUAUUGAUAAUAAUUGAUAAUAAUUUUAUAUAAUGAAUAUAUGACAAACAUUUGACUUUUACAUUCCAAAUGUUUUUUAAAAUAUAAUAUCUAGAAAUAAUUUUUUAUUAUAAAUUUCGGAUAUUGAAUUGAGUGUUAAUCAUGUACUUUAUAAUAUAAAUAUUGACAAAUAAUAUACAUAAUAAUAUACAAUUCUA